Messenger RNA from Sphenostylis stenocarpa, 801 nucleotides. The record is from the annotation of a GenBank genome assembly. Lineage: Eukaryota; Viridiplantae; Streptophyta; Magnoliopsida; Fabales; Fabaceae.
AUGAUUUUGUAUUUGUCAAGAAUUGAAAGUGGAACUCAUGUUGAGUUUGUUUUUUUGACAGUUAGGAAACCUAACUGUGAUGGGUAUGGAUCUCUAUGUUAUGAUCCUCGCUUUGUGGGUGGUGAUGGUGUGAUGUUCUACUUCCAUGGUGCUAAAGACGGAAAUUUUGCCAUUGUUUCUGAUGAUGAGUUCCAAAUAAAUGCUCACUUUAUUGGUUCUCGACCACAAGGAAGGACUCGUGACUACACAUGGGUGCAAGCACUUACCGUCAUGUUUGACUCGCACACUCUUGUUAUUUCAGCCAAUAGAGUGUCUCAUUGGGAUGACAACGUUGAUUCUCUCACAGUGAAGUGGGAUGAUGAACUAAUCAAUCUUCCAACUGAUGGAGAGGCUGAAUGGAGGGCCAAUGGUGAUGAAAGAGAAGUGAUUGUGGAGAGAACAGAUGACACCAACAGUGUGAGAGUGAUGGUUUCGGGUUUGGUUGAGAUGGACAUAAGUGUGAAGCCUAUUGGAGAGAAAGAAAACAAGAUUCACAAUUACGAGUUGCCACAAGAUGAUGCUUUUGCUCAUUUGGAGACACAAUUCAGAUUUAAGAAAAGCACAGAUAACUUCGAAGGAGUUUUGGGUCAGACUUACAGGCCAGGGUAUGUUAGCCCAGUCAAGAGAGGGGUUCCUAUGCCAAUGAUGGGUGGGGAAAACAAGUACCAGACUCUCUCUCUCUUUUCAACAUCAUGCAAACUGUGCAAGUUCCAGAGGCCAUCCAUCAUAGCAGGCACUGAAGGACUUGUUGCUCAGUAUUGA